AUGGCCCCGAAGCUGCUCCUCCUCCUCUGUCUGUUCUCGGGUUUGCACGCCCGGUCCAGGAAGGUGGAAGAGGAUGAAUAUGAAGAUUCAUCAUCAAACCAAAAGUGGGUCUUGGCUCCAAAAUCCCAAGACACUGAUGUGACUCUUAUCCUCAACAAGUUGCUAAGAGAAUAUGAUAAAAAGCUGAGGCCAGAUAUUGGAAUAAAACCGACCGUAAUUGACGUUGACAUCUAUGUUAACAGCAUUGGUCCUGUGUCAUCAAUAAACAUGGAAUACCAAAUUGAUAUAUUUUUUGCUCAGACAUGGACAGACAGUCGCCUUCGAUUCAACAGUACAAUGAAAAUACUCACUCUGAACAGCAACAUGGUGGGAUUAAUAUGGAUUCCAGAUACAAUCUUCCGCAAUUCUAAAACUGCAGAGGCUCACUGGAUCACCACCCCCAAUCAGCUCCUCAGAAUUUGGAAUGAUGGGAAAAUCCUUUACACUUUAAGGCUCACCAUAAAUGCAGAGUGCCAGCUACAGCUGCACAACUUUCCCAUGGAUGAACAUUCCUGUCCACUGAUUUUUUCCAGCUAUGGCUACCCCAAAGAAGAAAUGAUUUACAGAUGGAGAAAAAAUUCAGUUGAGGCAGCUGAUCAGAAAUCCUGGCGGCUUUAUCAGUUUGACUUUAUGGGCCUCAGAAACACUACAGAAAUUGUAACAACAUCUGCAGGUGAUUAUGUUGUCAUGACUAUAUAUUUUGAAUUGAGUAGAAGAAUGGGAUACUUCACUAUUCAAACAUACAUUCCCUGUAUACUGACUGUGGUUUUAUCCUGGGUGUCAUUUUGGAUCAAAAAAGAUGCUACACCAGCAAGAACAGCAUUAGGCAUCACCACAGUGCUGACCAUGACCACGCUUAGCACCAUUGCCAGGAAUUCCUUGCCCCGUGUGUCCUAUGUGACAGCCAUGGACCUCUUUGUGACUGUUUGCUUCUUAUUUGUCUUUGCUGCUCUGAUGGAGUAUGCCACCCUCAACUACUAUUCAAGUUGUAGAAAACCAACUACCACUAAGAAGAAAACAUCGUUAUUGCAUCCAGAUUCCUCAAGGUGGAUUCAUGAGCGAAUAAGCCUACAAGCCCCCUCCAGGAAAAGUGUAAUGACCUUGAAGAAAGUACAUAGAAAAACAACUCAGAGAGAAAGGGCUCCAGGCCAGAACUAUUCUCUCCUUGACGUGAGGCCCCCACCACCUGCAAUGAUCACUUUAAACAAUUCUGUGUACUGGCAGGAAUUUGAAGAUACCUGCGUCUAUGAGUGUCUGGAUGGCAAAGACUGUCAGAGCUUCUUCUGCUGCUAUGAAGAAUGCAAAUCCGGAUCUUGGAAAAAAGGGCGUAUUCACAUAGACAUCUUGGAGCUGGACUCAUAUUCUCGGGUCUUUUUCCCUACAUCAUUCCUGCUCUUCAACUUGGUCUAUUGGGUUGGAUACCUGUAUCUCUAA
Molecule: messenger RNA, 1473 nt
Organism: Prionailurus viverrinus (fishing cat)
Lineage: Eukaryota; Metazoa; Chordata; Mammalia; Carnivora; Felidae
Gene: GABRG3
Product: gamma-aminobutyric acid type A receptor subunit gamma3
Exons: 11
Coding region: 1-1473 (490 amino acids)
Biological process (GO): regulation of postsynaptic membrane potential; monoatomic ion transmembrane transport; nervous system process
Cellular component (GO): dendrite membrane; neuron projection; postsynapse
Molecular function (GO): inhibitory extracellular ligand-gated monoatomic ion channel activity; transmitter-gated monoatomic ion channel activity involved in regulation of postsynaptic membrane potential; GABA-A receptor activity
Source: RefSeq, a predicted model, not a curated record